Acanthamoeba castellanii str. Neff is the source of this 252-nucleotide messenger RNA. RefSeq names its product LIM domain containing protein. The record is from RefSeq and is a predicted model, not a curated record. The coding region runs from base 1 to 252 and encodes 83 amino acids. Lineage: Eukaryota; Discosea; Longamoebia; Acanthamoebidae. The transcript has 5 exons.
AUGACUGACCUGGGGGAUGACGUGAAGUGCGCUCGCUGCGGUGAGGAAGUGUAUCAGUCUGAGAGGCUUCGUGCCGUCAACAAGGUGUACCACAAGAUAUGUUUCAAAUGUGCCGGCUGUGACAGCGCUCUCUCGUUGGGCAAGGAGUUCAAGCGGGAUGGCCAUCCCUUCUGCAAGAAGUGCUACGACUCCAAUUACCGCGUGGGCCAGGGCAAUCGCGUGAGGAGGAAGAAGAAGGAGGAGGAGACCUAA